UUAGCCGAGAAAAGGAACCGGUGUUUUACUGGAUCGCAGAAUCAAUUGGAUUCGCCGAUUUGGGGCGAAGAGGGUGGCGCCGCCAUGUCGGGUCGCUUGCUGAGGCGAGUCCUGAAGGAGCGGGAUGAGAAGACGAUUGCCUUCCCCGAUCCUUACACCGAAGCCAGCACCGUUGACGAUGAGGAUGAGGAUGAGCAAUCCAAUUCCACGGCUGCGACAGGCAGACUCACAAAUCCCUUUGAUCUCCUCGACGGCGAGGAGGAUGAUCAACUUCAAGACCAGUCGCAUGAUACCACUGUAAAAGAACCUACAGCCAGGAAACCUGCUGGGACUGUUCCGUCUUCUAAUCAGAAAUCAAAGAAAAAGAAGAAAAAGAGCAAACAGAGCUCAAAAGCAGAAGAGUCGAUUGACUCCAUUCUAGAAGAGCUUUCAAUCAAUACAAAAGCAUCUGGCAAUAAUAGUUUGCGUGAAAAUGCCAAUGAAGUUCACUAUAGUGGCAAGAAGAAUGGCGUACCUUCGAUCUUAGUGGUUGAUCCAAAAUUUCUAAAAGCUGAGAAUGAGCUGCGGAAAAUAUUUGGUUCUAAAGUGGUCAACUCUUUUGAGAACCAACGCAGUGUUGGCAGUUCAAGACAAGUACAUGGUGCAAGACGUGCCAGCUAUAAUUUCAGGAAGACAUUUCUUGCUACUCCAUUAGGGCAUUGGCCUCGAUGGGAUAAUUCCUUGACUAUGGAGCUCCUAGAGACGAAGGAUGGGGUGCAAUAUUUUAGGUACGUGCACUCCCCAUCUUAUAAAUUUGCACAAGAAGCAUUUGAAAUGGCAAAAGCUGCAAAUGACAUAAAUGCAAUCGGCGCUGUCUUGGCACACAAUGCCUAUCAUAUAGAUGCUCUAUUAACCUUUGCUGAGUUGUUCAAGUAUUCUGGAGAACAUCAAACAUCUUCUGAGACAAUUGAAAAGUGCUUAUAUGCAUUAGAGUGUGCUUGGCAUCCACUCUUUACUCCCCUGCAGGGUAAUUGCCACUUGAAAUAUAACCAUGAUACAAACAAACCAUUAUUUUUAACCCUUUUCAGCCACAUGAGGAACAUGGACAGACGUGGAUGUCAUCGGUCAGCUUUGGAGGUUUGCAAACUUCUACUUUCACUAGAUUCUGAUGACCCGAAGGGAGCACUAUUUUGUAUUGAUUACUUCUCUAUUAGAGCACAAGAGUACCGAUGGUUGGAACAGUUUGUUGAGGAGUAUAGAUGUGACAACUCAUUGUGGUUGUUCCCUAAUUUCUCAUAUUCUCUGGCUGUAGCUCGUCUCCAUCUUGAGCAUGAGGACGACGCUAGUGGUGAUAAAGCCACAUCUACCGAUCUUAUGAAACAGGCCUUGAUGCUUCAUCCUUUGGUGCUCCAGAAACUAGUAGCCAAGGCACCUAUGAAGGAGGCGGUAUGGACCCAAAUACUGAAACACCCCUUUUUUGGUUCAGCAGAAGCAGGAAGCCCCUCACUUGAGCACCUGAUCAAUAUCUAUGUUGAAAGGAGUUAUAUUUUGUGGAGGUUCCCGGAACUGCAAAAACUAUUGAAGGAUGCAGCUUUUCUAGUGAUCGAAUCACUUAAAGAAAAUAAUAGUGAAGCCAGGGACUGGGAUUGUGUAAGGAAGGAAGCUUUCUCCUCUGAAAAGAAUGAGUAUUCACAUCUAAUGGUAUCCGAUUUCUCUGAUGUGAUUCCGACAAUCCCCCCUGAAGAAAUACGAGACUUCAUGGUUGGCCCUCCACAGUUGCAUGAGAUACAAGAUGCUGAAAGAGAGGCUAUCCCCGUGCGUGCCCGUGCUGCUCCGCGUGAGAUCAUUGGCCGCAACGCUGCAAUCGUCUUCCUCGAGUCGCUAUUACCUUGGGCUGACUACGGAGUCGACAGAAACAGAGAACCACAUGACCAUGACCAAAAUGACCACGGCCAAGAUCAACAGUAGAUCAGUUUGGUGGCCAGUGAUCUACUCUUCCUUUUGCUUUGUUUUGUAUCCUGAAAGGAGUUUUCCCCCUUUUUCUAAGCUUCAAAUGCUUUCAUUUUAUAUACCUUCCUUUUACUUUUGCUUGCAUGCAUCCUGUGUGUCUCGAUCAUGUCCUUGAUUUGGUAAGAUAGUGUUAGAAACGCAAGCUCCUCUAUAUAUUUUUUAAUCACUCGAAAUGAAUUUUAGUUUUGAUCAA
Molecule: messenger RNA, 2182 nt
Organism: Zingiber officinale
Lineage: Eukaryota; Viridiplantae; Streptophyta; Magnoliopsida; Zingiberales; Zingiberaceae
Product: transcription factor 25-like
Exons: 4
Coding region: 85-1947 (620 amino acids)
Cellular component (GO): RQC complex
Source: RefSeq, a predicted model, not a curated record